Molecule: messenger RNA, 3057 nt
Organism: Cloeon dipterum
Lineage: Eukaryota; Metazoa; Arthropoda; Insecta; Ephemeroptera; Baetidae
Product: TATA box-binding protein-like 1
Exons: 5
Coding region: 168-1064 (298 amino acids)
Biological process (GO): DNA-templated transcription initiation
Molecular function (GO): DNA binding; general transcription initiation factor activity
Source: RefSeq, a predicted model, not a curated record
GAUCGCAGACACCAGAUGUCACUAGAUUCGAUAGUCAAUGGAGUCCAAAGGAGUGUUGAUGGCUCAUGAUUGACCUGCUGUAUUUUAUCAGAUUCCCGUGAAUCCCAGAUCUCCCCGUGGACCAACUCUCGUCCAACUCUGCAUGAGGCCUGUCGUCUGAGGAAGAAAUGGCCACAACUUUCGAGGCCGCCAAGAAUGGUAUCCUCACAAAUGGCAACCACGUGGACUUGACGUCGGGACACUACAACCUGGAGCAAGAUGCGAUCAAGGAAGCAGAGGGCACGAAGGAAAUGACCAACGGCGUCCAAGAACCCGAAGAAGAUGUUCCUGAAAUAGACAUUGAAAUCAGCAAUGUGGUGUGCAGUUUUAGCGUCAGGUGCCACCUGAACUUGCGGGAAAUCGCCUUGAAGGGCACCAACGUCGAGUUCAAGCGGGAUCAAGGGAUGGUGACGAUGAAGUUGCGCCGACCUUACACAACUGCCUCAAUUUGGUCGUCGGGCAAAGUGACUGUGACCGGUGCGACCACGGAACCUUGUGCUCGCAUAGCAGCUAGACGGGUCGCCAGGCAGUUGCAGAGAAUUGGCUUCAAAACCAAAUUCGCCAACUACCGAGUCGUCAACGUUCUCGGCUCCUGCGUCAUGCCUUUUAACAUAAAAAUUGCACCAUUCUCAGAGCAGUACAGAAGUCAAGCUAGUUACGAACCAGAACUUCAUCCUGGAGUCACUUUUAGGAUAAAUAAACCUUAUAGAGCUACUCUCAAGAUAUUUUCAACUGGAAGCAUUACCAUUACUGGUGCUCCGAGUGUGUCAGCUGUGCAGUCAGCAGUGGAGCAAAUUUUCCCGUUGGUGCAGCCUUUCCGAUCAGAGCGCACUGCCGCACAAAUCGAGCGGAUGAAAAAUCGCGCGGAACUGAAACGACUGAAAACGGUAGGGUACAACAAGCCGAGCAAAAAGAUAAAACAAGAGCUCAACUCAGAAGACGGUUUGGACGAAGAAGAAGAAGAAGAAGAAGCAGAGGAGGAGGAGGAGGAAGACGAUGAUGUUUUGUCCGACGAAGUUGACUAAUCUGAUGGACUGAUGAGAGAGAGAGAGAAAAAAACAAAGGGUGCCAGCGGGUGCGUGUGCUGUUGCCGAGCUUACCCUUUAAUUGAGACCGAAUCUCAAGAUGUGUCGAGUGUCGUGCCUGCCAGAGUGAGAACUUGAAUCGCAGCGAGCGGGGAGGGGCCGGGCCGACUUUCAGUUCUGAUCUUAUUUUGAACAGUGCUCGGUAAGACGCACUACUUGCAGGAUGGCACAGGGAAAAGAAGCACGAUCGAUCGUUUCUACACACAUGAUGGCAAUAUGGCAUGAGAAUUUAAAACCCACCGGCUGUACAACUUAAGAAGUAUCACUUUGGAAUAACACACAAGAAAUAACACAACACCAGCCUUAGAGUUUUAAACGAUGUUAAUUUAUUAUUUCAUCUUUUGUUCCUGUGCAUUCACAUUAUGGUCGGGUCCAAAUAAAGGCGGACCCUUCAAGAUCUUGAUGAAAUUUUGUGCACGGCUUUCCCUCUGCUGGACCAAUGUUGUAAUUCCUACAAAAUGCAGCAAAUUGAGUUUAAUUCGUGGUGGCGAAACACAUUUGAAUCGAUUCCUAGUUAAAUUUAGCCUCGAAAAGCCACCCCCGGAGGCAGGGGGUGAGUUGCAACUCCAACCGGUACCUCUCAAAUAUACUUAUUAGUCACGAUUGACAUUAAACUUAGCAAAUUGAAAAUCUCGCGAUAGAAAAAUAACCGUGUUGCCAUUUUUUGGUAUGUUAUUCUCCAUUUAAUGGGACACAAUUUGAAAAAAUUCCAUGUGAAUAUUUAUUAACUUUUUAACCUCCAAAAAAGUGGGUCAAUGAUCGAAAAUCAACAUUGGUCCAGUAGGGCAACGCCCCGAGCCUUUAUUUAGAACCGACCUUGUAAUAAUUACAUUAUUUUAGUCGGUACGUCAGUAUAUUUGAUGGCAUGUGUCUCCUCUUGUCCCUAGACCCAGAGAGACUAGUUCAUUAAUUUGGUUUCUUCGAUCCGGUCAUGCAUGCACAAUGCACAGUGGUCGCGGCACUACGCUAAUUUAACAGAUUGUCCUCUACUAAAACUUGUGUUCGCACGCCCUUCAUGCCUGUUUACUGUUGCGCACACGUGCAGUGCAUUUCUCAGCACCCUAGCUUAUCUAUGGAGACAAUUAUUGUUAAUUUUCCUUGUUGGAACGAAAAACUGCUCAUGCGUGACGUGCCCGAGCCUUUCCGAGGGUUGUCCCUUCGAUUGGACAGCACGAACUCGAGAGGGAAAAAAAUGCAAUUUGUAUUGAAUGUCUGAGACCGACCACUUGGCCGCCGCCGUCGCCGCCGCCUCCUCUUAUCGAAUAUACCCCAGUUUUCUCCAUUUAAGUAUACUCAAAUCAAAAUAAAUAAUCUAGGAAGCCGAAAAUAAGCGAUCAAUAAUUAUUUCGCCCCCCUGAAAAUGGAACGUUUCUAAAGACUUGUGCGUCUGGAGCUGAAAAAAAACUACCGGAGAAUCUGUGACUGUUUGUCUACGAGAAUUAUUACUGUUGUUUCGUAUUUAAUAUUCUUCAGUUGUGAUCUAACUCGCAUUUCGAUUUUGAUGCAAAACUAACAGGCGAAAUUUGCAAACGAUGCUCACCUUUUGUACUCGUCUUGACUUGCGUUUGCAAAUUUUGCGUUGAGACAGAAAAUGUCGGGUAGCUGCUGGACAUUUUUUGUGUUAAUUGAAAUGUGAAAUGAGGUAAUUAUCUGGUUGAAUUCCUUUUUGAGAAGCGACUGGACUCUGCAGAAGACGCAUUUAACUUUAGUUGGAGACCUAGACGACCUAGAUUUAAAAGUUAGGGAAAAAUCACUACAUGUCCAUCGUCACUUUGUAUAAAAAUCGAAUUGUUUUAGACCGCUCCAAUUGUCUUACCACGUGCUUCAACUGUAUAAAUACAUUCUUAACUUCCAAUUGGUAUGCUCUAAAUUGUAAGUGAUUUUUUAAUUGAAUAAAAAGCAUAAAGCCAAGCAGCUUUACGAUACAAGUUUA